UAUUUGCUGUAUUACAGAUAUAAAAUGAUAAAUAAGAUGCUCGAUCAUUUGAAUAAGCUAUCUGAUGCGCCAUUAAUCGUGCUCAAGAUUAAACGCAUCAGAGAAUUGCAUCAUGGUAAGUUUUAAUGUCAAAUAUUAUUUGUUAUAUUAUAAUUAGAUGAUGCAAAUUUAUGUGCAGCAAGAUAUGAUUUAAUGCAAUCUAUAUAUAAAGAAAUUGCGGUAAUAUCGAGAUGUUAUUGAAUUUUGAAUUUUGUCAUACAGAUAUUUGUGAUCUUAUUAUUAAGAUGAACAAUACUCAUGGUUUUUAUCUUCUUUUUUGCUCGGCAAACUGCUUCUUUACGCUUACCGCAGCACUAUACGAGACGUUCUUGCAUAUAAAGAACGAAACGGACAUAAAUUAUAUGUAUAUAUGGGGGUUAUGUGUCGAGUUGAUUAUGUAUACUAUGCAAUUUGGUUCGAUUUGUUGGUUUUGCGAACUUGCACGUCAAGAAUUCAACAAAACGAAGAUAAUUAUGUGCGCAAUUGCAUUGAAAUGUCAAUCUAUGAAGUUUGAUAAACUGAACGAUACAAGGAAUCAAUCGAGUUUAGAGGUACGACCGCCAUUGGAAAGCGCGGACGGCGAGCAAAAUUUUAAUUGGAGUAACAGUUACGUUGUCAUGGAAAAUCUUUUGCGUAAAUAUAUGGCUCAAGACCAUGUCAAUAACGAAAUUAAUGGCUUUUUGAUUCAUUUGCAACAUCGUCAAGUAUCAUUUACGGCCUGCAAUUUUUUCGAAAUGAACAAUAAUCUAUUCUGUAGUUUCGUCCAAUUAAUUUUCACAUAUUUGGGAUUCUUCACUCAAUUUCAUUCGUAACCCGACAAAAUAAACGUAAACAGGAUACAACUUGUAGUUUAUUGAUAGUAUACGUUUAUUAAUACGUUUAUUAAUAGUAUACGUAUAUAAAUAUUAUCUAUUAAAAGAAGUUAUAGUUGUAAUAUUCUGUAUAUUCUCAAUAAGUUUAUUUAGUAUUAAUGAACGUUUAUAUUGUCGCACAAAAAAACUAUGAAAAAUUUUUCUUAGUAUUAAAUUAAAAGAGCGGUUACUGAUUUAUGUA
Messenger RNA from Monomorium pharaonis (pharaoh ant), 1092 nucleotides. RefSeq lists its product as uncharacterized. Lineage: Eukaryota; Metazoa; Arthropoda; Insecta; Hymenoptera; Formicidae. Bases 231 to 851 code for a protein of 206 amino acids. The transcript is spliced from 2 exons. The record is from RefSeq and is a predicted model, not a curated record. Gene Ontology annotation, biological process: sensory perception of taste. Gene Ontology annotation, cellular component: axon; neuronal cell body; dendrite.